This is a messenger RNA of Esox lucius (northern pike), 1717 nucleotides long. It is a transcript of the gene leng1, whose product is annotated as leukocyte receptor cluster (LRC) member 1. NCBI's taxonomy places the organism in Eukaryota, Metazoa, Chordata, Actinopteri, Esociformes, Esocidae. The record is from RefSeq and is a predicted model, not a curated record. Bases 378 to 1232 code for a protein of 284 amino acids. The transcript is spliced from 4 exons.
GUUGUGGAUGAGUAUCCGGUUUUGGCUGAAGAAUGUUUUGGUCGAAUUAUUUUAGCUAGCUACCGAUCAGAUGUGUUUAGAAUAUGUUUUUCUUCGAUUUGAUCCAAAUGUCGUAUUAGGGUGGUAACAUCUGUACGAAACCUAGUAUCUGAAUCAAUUAUGUGGUUAAAAUAUGUUAUAAUGUGUACAGUACGAAAGAAGCGUGAUUAGCUGCUAGUAGUAGUACUACCCAGCCGAAAACGUUGGAAACCUUGAUUUUGGUGCAAAUUGACCAACGGAUUCACAAACAACAGCGGUCCGUGUAUGUUACUUUUCAAACCUUUUUAUUUAACUGUAGACGUCCUGUUAGAACAUAAAAACACGACUUCGGAAGAAAAAUGAAUAUUCUACCCAAGAAGAGUUGGCAUGUACGCAACAAGGAUAACGUCGCGCGCGUGCGACGUGACGAGGCACAAGCCGCGGAAGAGGAACGUGAGGUCCAACGCCGUGUGGAGAGAGCGGAGCAGGAGGCUCGAACAGAGUACCUGAGACAGAAGUCACGAGCUGCCCUUCAAUUGUCUGGAGGAUGGAGUGAUGGAGAGAGAGGGGAGGGGAACACAGGAGUUGUGGAACAUCUCAAUCUAUUUCCUUUGGAGGAGUCAGCAGAGAAGAAAGGAAAUGAGGAGUACCUCAAAGAAAAGAAAGACGAAAAGGAGCGUGAGGAACGUGCCAUCGGUCUACUAGUGUCGCUAGGCCCCCAACCCGGGACAGAGGUAACACCCUGGUACAUGAAAACAGGCCAGGAAAAAGAAGAGAAAGACCAAGAUGAGAAAAAACAGAAGGAAAAAGAGAAAGACAACAAAGGAAAGAGGCCUACACUCACCCAAGAGGAGAAGGAGAAGAGAGACAAACGACUAAAAGACAUGCUGGACCCGCUGAGGGAGAUGAAGAAAGCUCUGGCGGUGAAGGAUAGAAAAGAGCACAAGAGUAAGAAGAGGAAUCGCAUGGAGAAGAGAACAAGUGCGGGAGGAGAAAGCUCUAUUGAAAAGUUGCGAGCGGAGAGAUUGCAGAGAGAGGCAGAGGAGAGGAGGAGAGCCCAAGCCCUGCUAGACCAGAGGAAUGGAACCGGAAAAGAGAAGAGACCGAGGGAGUUGGAGGAGAGGGAAAUGCCAUACAACAGCGCCUAUUUCCCAGAGCUGGCCCGCAAAAGGCAGAGGAAAGACAGAGAUGCCUGGAGAGAUGGCAUCUUCUGAAGUCAUACAUCAUGCAGUGUUUUUGUUUGGGCAACACACAGAACAUUGCAGCAUCCAAGAUACAUUUAUUAAUAUGUGAAACUUGGGAGACUUCAUCUAGAAAGACUGGAAGGUUAAUCCUUUGUUUUGUCAGUGCUGCCCCGGUUCCAAAAUUGAUGUAAUUACACAGAAACAUGCUUUAAGUGGGAUCCCGGGACAGAUAAAUAAACUCCCUCAAUGUGAAUCCCUGUGGGGCUCAAACAUUUUACACGCCCCGUUAUGAAUAUUUAUGAAAUCACCCCCACACUUAAAACCUUUCACCUGAAUGCUUUUUUGCUUUUUAUACUGAACGAAAAUAGAAAUGCAACACGCAACAGUUUCAAUAAUUAUACUUAGUUACAGUUCAUAUAAAUAAAGGGGAAAUGCUCAUUAACAGGGAUAUCGUUAAUAGGGAUAUAAUCAAAUUUGUGUACCAAAUUUAUAACAAAUAAAGGUGUUUAUGAGAA